Messenger RNA from Corylus avellana, 4069 nucleotides. RefSeq names its product tetratricopeptide repeat (TPR)-containing protein (gene ETO1). The record is from RefSeq and is a predicted model, not a curated record. Lineage: Eukaryota; Viridiplantae; Streptophyta; Magnoliopsida; Fagales; Betulaceae. Gene Ontology annotation, biological process: negative regulation of ethylene-activated signaling pathway. Gene Ontology annotation, molecular function: protein binding.
UCUCCUCUCCUAUGGAUUCUCACACGCGCGCACACAAUACACAAGAAGAGAGACAUCCUCCGAGGCUCUCUAACCUUUUACCACAGAUAGAAAAACACGCCGAAAACACGUACAACGAUGAAAGGAGAGAGAGACAUUUAAGAAAACAAAACAUCAAAAUUGGAGAGAGAGAGAGAGAGAGAGACAGAGGGAGGGUGUAUCGUGUGUGUGUGUGACAGAGAAACACAGAUAUACACCAGACACAGAGAGAGAAAGAGAGAAAGAGAGAGAGAGUGGCCGUUGAAACGGCCACCUCCACCUCAACGUCUGGUUGGCGACCAACGUGAUUAUUCUUUCCCGAAAGAAACUUCGUCCACUUUCCAAUUUUCUCGGGAAAAGGGAAAGGAAAAAUCUCAGAAAAUUCACCAAUUUCAAAUAUCCUUCAUUGGCCUGCUUCACCAUCGUCUUUUUUUUUUUGUUUCUUUUUUCUUUUCUUUUUUCCUUUGUUUUACAGUCUAUCCUUUUCCCAUUCCCCAAACGGUGGUGUUUGCUGGGCGUAAUAAGGUAAAUUCAUUCAAUUUCUUCACUACCCGUUUUCUCAUUUGUCCUAAAUUUUAUUCAAUUGCCUCACUACCCAUUUUCUCAUUUGUCCUAAAUUUUACAUCUUUUUGCUUGUCUGAAGCUAUAUGUAAUAACAUCUUUUUUGGGUUUUGGCUCAUUUGGGAGAGUUUUUUUAUUGAAUUCGGAGAGUUAAAUUUGUAAUAUAGUACGACAAAAAAGAGAUGCAGCACAAUAUAUUCACCACAAUGCGUAGUUUGAAGAUCAUGGACGGGUGUAAAGGCACGCAGGUCUAUGCCCUUAACCCAUCCGGACCCACCACCGGUACCGGUGGUGGUGGUGGUGUAGGAGACAAGCUUCUACACCAUCUUCAAGAUUUCCGGGCCAAUUCGAUUCGAUCCAAAUCGAAUCGGACUUUCCAAGCAACCCCUAACGCGACCGUUAAGAUUGCACCUGAGAAUCUUCUACCGUAUGGACUCCCCGUGACCGAUCUCCUUGAGCCCCAGAUUGAACCGUGCCUCAAAUCCGUUGAUUUCGUUGGAACCUUAGCCGAUGUGUAUCGUAGGAUUGAGAGUUGUUCUCAGUUCGAGAAAUUUAAGGUGUAUCUAGAACAAUGCGCGGUGUUCCGGGGUCUAUCCGAUCCAAAAUUGUUCAGGCGGAGCCUUAGGUCGGCUAGACAGCACGCCGUUGAUGUGCACAUGAAGGUUGUGCUUGCUGCGUGGCUGCGGUUCGAGAGGAGAGAGGAUGAGCUUGUUGGAUAUUCAGCAAUGGAUUGUUGUGGACGGAAUCUUGAAUGUCCAAAGGCAAGUUUGGUAUCCGGGUACGAUCCGGAAUCGGUAUAUGAUCCUUGUGCGUGUUCCCGGACCCAUAGGGAGGAAGUUGAUGAUGACAUUUUGAUGGGGGAUGAGAAAUGUUCAACUUCGGAGGAAGAUGGUGAUAUGUCAUUUUGCAUUGGGGGUCUUGAAAUUAGGUGUACAAGAUACGACAUUGCCUCUCUAUCGAGACCAUUUAGAGCAAUGUUGUAUGGUGGCUUUACAGAGUCACGAAGGGAGAAGAUAAAUUUUUCACAGAAUGGGAUUUCUGCAGAGGGGAUGAGAGCUGUGGAGGUAUUUAGUAGGACGAAAAGAAUAGGUUCUUUUGACUUGCAUAUUGUCUUGGAGCUACUCUCUUUGGCAAACAAGUUUUGUUGCGAGGAGAUGAAGUCUGCUUGUGAUGCUCAUUUAGCAUCUCUGGUUUGUGACAUGGAGGACGCAUUGUCACUAGUUGAGUACGGUUUGGAGGAGACUGCAUAUCUUCUAGUGGCUGCUAGUUUGCAGGUGUUCUUGAGAGAGCUCCCAAGUUCGAUUCACAAUCCCAAUGUUAUGAGAUUUUUUUGUAGUUCAGAGGCUAGGGAAAGAUUGGAUAUGGUUGGGCAUGCUUCUUUUGUUUUGUAUUAUUUCUUGAGCCAGAUUGCCAUGGAGGAAGACAUGAAAUCAAACAUUACGGUGAUGCUUCUGGAGAGGUUGCAGGAGAGUGCAAUUGAAGUUUGGGAGAAACAACUUGCAUUUCACCAGUUGGGUGUUGUGAUGCUUGAGAGGAAAGAAUUUAAAGAUGCACAACGUUGGUUUGAGGCAGCAGCUGAGGUGGGUCAUUUUUAUUCGUUAGCGGGUGCUGCAAGGACCAAGUAUAAGCGUGGGCACAAGUAUUCAGCAUACAAGCAGAUGAACUCGCUCAUUUCAGAUUAUACACCAGCUGGCUGGAUGUAUCAGGAGCGAUCUAUGUAUUGUGUGGGGAAGGAGAGGAUGGCUGAUUUGAACACUGCAACUGAGUUGGAUCCAACUCUCUCUUUUCCAUACAAGUAUCGGGCUGUUUCCCUAUUGGAGGAGAGCAAGAUUGGAGCAGCAAUCUCAGAGAUCAAUAAAAUCAUUGGAUUCAAGGUCUCACCUGACUGCCUUGAACUGCGUGCCUGGUUUUCCAUUGCUCUAGAAGAUUAUGAAGGAGGUCUAAGAGAUGUCCGGGCACUUUUGACAUUGGACCCAAAUUAUAUGAUGUUUCAUGGGAAAAUGCAUGGUGACCACUUAGUAGAGCUCGUCCGCCCUCAUGUUCAACAGUGGUGUCAGGCUGAAUGCUGGAUGCAACUCUAUGAUCGAUGGUCCUCUGUUGAUGAUAUCGGCUCUCUAGCUGUUGUACACCAUAUGUUGGCAAAUGACCCCGGAAAGAGUCUCCUACGCUUUCGGCAGUCUCUUCUUCUACUCCGGUUAAAUUGUCAAAAGGCUGCUAUGCGUAGCCUCAGGUUGGCUAGAAAUCACUCUACUUCUGAGCAUGAAAGGCUUGUCUAUGAAGGAUGGAUAUUGUAUGACACUGGCCACCGUGAAGAAGCAUUAGCUAGGGCUGAGGAGUCCAUUUCCAUACAGAGAUCAUUUGAAGCUUUCUUUCUUAAAGCAUAUGCUUUAGCAGACUCUAGUCUCGAGCCUGAGUCUUCAGCAUACGUCAUCCAGCUUCUGGAGGAAGCUCUUAGAUGCCCUUCAGAUGGCCUUCGGAAAGGACAAGCACUAAAUAAUCUUGGGAGUGUCUAUGUGGACUGUGAUAAGCUGGAUUGUGCUGCUGACUGCUACAUGAAUGCACUUAACAUCAAGCAUACACGAGCACAUCAGGGUCUGGCACGUGUAUAUCAUCUUAAAAAUCUACGUAAAAAUGCAUAUGAUGAGAUGACAAAGCUUAUAGAGAAGGCCCAAAACAAUGCAUCAGCUUAUGAGAAACGUUCAGAAUACUGUGACCGUGACAUGGCAAAGAGUGAUCUUAGCAUGGCAACACAAUUAGAUCCCCUGAGGACAUACCCUUACAGAUAUAGGGCCGCGGUUUUAAUGGAUGACCACAAAGAAACUGAGGCCAUAGCAGAGCUUACAAGGGCCAUAGCUUUCAAGCCGGACCUGCAGCUGCUACAUCUUCGAGCAGCAUUUCACGAAUCAAUGGGGGACUAUGUCUCUACCGUUCGAGACUGUGAAGCAGCCCUAUGUCUCGAUCCCAGCCAUGCUGAUACUCUUGAGCUCUAUAACAAAGCAAGGGAGCGGGUUAAUGAACAACAAAAGUGAAGAUCAGAAGUCCCUGAUUCUGUUUCUUUUCUUCAUUUUAUUUAUGGGUGCAAUCAUGUGUUGCCAUCGACUCUUGUCUAAUUCAAGGCCACCACUGUCAGCUCAAGAUGGAUUUUUUGGAUUAGUCUCUAGAAACACUCGAAUAUCGGAUUUGGUAUGGCCCUUGAUAGAGAAGGAAUUCAGGAGUAAAAGGAGAUUUUUGUUUUGAAAAGAAGGGAAUGUAGAGCAAGAUACUAUGUAAAUAUGUCAACUGGGUUAUGGAUUAUCAAUUGGUGAUACCUGUAAUGCAGACUGCCACUGCUGCUGUCAACUAUACUAAUUUUGGUUGAGAUGGUAGUAAAAUUAGCUACGGUGGAAAGAAAUAUGUAUAUGAAAUGGCAGCUUGUGAUGUAAGUUUGCCCAGUUUAGAGGCAUACAUUCAUUGUUUUUUGUUGAGCAAUUCACAGCGCAUUAAGCUUUUC